AAGAGGUCGCCGUGGUGAGACCGAUGGCGAGCUCCAGAGAUCCAGAACCCUCUCUACGCCGCCGCAUCACCGUGGUGUCGCCGGAGGACCCCGUAUUGGGGACUAUCCCGGCGUCUGUUGACUCCACCACCGACUCCGGUGACGAUUCCGUUGUGGAUACGACCUCGGAUCCGGAUUUGACAGAUGGAGUCGUCAAUGGAGAUCAGGGCGAAGAGAAGAAGAAUCUAGCCUCGGUUUUGGAGGGUGCGGAGGAUCGUUCGGGGGCCGAGGGUGGUGUUCCGCCGAUGUUCUUGUACCGAGCUUCUGCUCCCGCUCACCGGAGAAUGAAGGAGAGCCCUCUCAGCUCCGAUGCGAUCUUCAAGCAGAGCCAUGCAGGGCUGUUCAAUCUUUGUAUUGUUGUGCUUGUGGCGGUAAACAGUAGGCUGAUAAUUGAGAAUUUGAUGAAGUAUGGGCUGUUGAUAAGAGCUGGGUUUUGGUUCAGUUUAGGAUCAGUGAGAGAUUGGCCGCUCCUGAUGUGUUGUUUUUCUCUGCCCGCUUUCGCUCUUGCCGCCUUUGCAGUGGAGAAGUUGGUGUGGAAGAAGUUAAUUUCUGAACCAGUUGCUGUUUCAAUUCAUAUAUUACUGACGACAGCUGAACUUGUGUAUCCAGUUUAUAUGAUAUCCAGGAGUGAUUCUGCUGUUUUGUCUGGUCUUGUACUAAUGCUUUUUACCACCAUUGUUUGGUUGAAGCUUGUGUCAUAUGCACAUACAAAUUAUGAUCUGCGCAAUUUUCCGGACUCUGAUAAUAAGAAUUAUUAUACUCAAGGUGUUGACUUUCAAGGCUUGGCAUAUUUCAUGGUGGCCCCCACACUUUGUUAUCAGCCCAGCUAUCCUCGUACAACAUCUAUAAGGAAGGGGUUAGUGACCCGUCAAAUCGCCAAGUUGAGUGAUAUUUCAUGGGAGCUGAUGGGCUUCAUUAUCGAGCAAUACAUUAAUCCUAUUGUCAAGAAUUCUCAACAUCCACUGAAAGGAGACUUCUUAUAUGCUAUAGAGAGAGUGCUGAAGCUAUCAAUUCCAACUUUGUAUCUGUGGCUUUGCAUGUUUUAUUGCCUUUUCCAUCUUUGGUUAAAUAUUCUUGGUGAGCUUCUUUGUUUUGGUGAUCGUGAGUUUUAUAAAGAUUGGUGGAAUGCAAAAACAGUUGAAGAGUACUGGAGGAUGUGGAACAUGUGUUCUGUUGUCUGGCGUCUCUGGAAUGGUUCGCCAGCUGUCUCCCGCAACAUGGAUAGGCAGCAAGGUAGUUUCCAGCAGGAGGAAGAAGAACACUUUGUCUUCGGCCAGGAUCCUUCCUCGGCCGUCAGUGAUUUUUGUCUAGCCAGGCUGAACAUGGCAGCUCUUUCCAAGCAGAAGCAACCAGUGGUGGUGAAUCAGUUGUUCUUAAAGAAGCUAGUUUCAAUCCUUCAGAAUUUCGUUAUGGCUUCCCGAAUGGCUUUUCUUGAUCAGAGGAAUAGACUCGUGGGCAUUACCGCGCACAUCGGCGCGCCAGCGGAGGUGGCAGUGGAGGUGGUGUUUCUCUGGACAUUCCGCCAUGUCAAUAGCUUCAAUGGUGCUGGCGGUGAUGGUUGUUAUCAUCGAGGCACUGCUCCAACAUGGUACCUUGUUUUGUCGUCGGAAGAGGGAAACAUAGUGAGGCACACAGAUGACCGAUUCUUGAGGCAGAGCCGCCACUGGGUUCUGAAGGAAGAUAUACCACAAGAAUGCCUUCCCGAGUAA
Messenger RNA from Dioscorea cayenensis subsp. rotundata (Guinea yam), 1748 nucleotides. RefSeq names its product diacylglycerol O-acyltransferase 1-2-like. The record is from RefSeq and is a predicted model, not a curated record. Gene Ontology annotation, cellular component: chloroplast envelope; endoplasmic reticulum membrane. Gene Ontology annotation, molecular function: diacylglycerol O-acyltransferase activity. NCBI's taxonomy places the organism in Eukaryota, Viridiplantae, Streptophyta, Magnoliopsida, Dioscoreales, Dioscoreaceae. Gene Ontology annotation, biological process: triglyceride biosynthetic process.